AUGUCACAAGUCGAUUUCUCAGUUAACCCAGCUGACAUGGGAGAUCAGUUAAGUCACGUAUUAGAUAAAUCUCAAUACUGUAACAAACACGACGGAGAACCGCUGGCAUUCUAUUGUGAAAAUGAUGACACCGUUAUAUGCAGGGAAUGCAUUGUGAAAGUCCACAGCAAACACGAUUUCAAAGAAUUGGGGGAUAUGGUGAGAGUUCAACGAGAUCUAAUACAAAAGAAACUGAAAAAUCUUCCUACUGAGAAACGGUUUCGUUUUGAGAAGGCGGAAAAGGCCAUUGUGCGAACGGAAGAGAGGCUGACUAAAAAUCAGACGAAUGUUCUUCGUUUGGUGGAUUCUCAAGAAUUAGCUAUGGCUGAGGAGAUAGAUGAAAACAGUAAAACCAUUGAAAGAGAAAUCAAAUAUUAUUAUCAGCAAGUAGAGAAGGACGUACGUCAACAGACGGACGCAUAUUUGACCACUGUCAAGCAGCAUUUGGAAACUUACGAAUCAAAAGCACAGUCCAAUUACACCAAAAUGAAAAGAUUUAUACAUGGCAAAAGCAAGGAAAUAAAGGCAGAAGUGAAGGCGCUCACCUCUGCUCAGGUGAAGACUUUAGAAGCUGAAAAGGACAAGCAAGAAAUGAACAAGAUUUUCAUUCAGAGCAUUCGUGAUUUCGCUCAGCAACUCACAGACACCGGUUCCGACAUUGAGGUCAUGACCCAUUCUAAAAAACUACAAACUAGAUUUCAGGAGUUGCAGACAGUAGAACUAAGCAGGUCAGAGCAAUCGUGA
Lingula anatina is the source of this 783-nucleotide messenger RNA. Its product is annotated as transcription intermediary factor 1-beta-like. The record is from RefSeq and is a predicted model, not a curated record. Lineage: Eukaryota; Metazoa; Brachiopoda; Lingulata; Lingulida; Lingulidae.